CUUAAUUCCUUGCCUAACGCCCACUCUAUCCCCACCCCAAACAAGAAAAAGGAAAAAGUUUGCCUUAAUUAGUUGCAUGCUAGCUCGCUGAGUAUUAAUCACUGAACAUACAUACUGUGAAACAGAUAGCAGAGAUCGACGAGAUGAGGACGCGGCGGCAGUGGAGUGUUGUGACGGCGGUGGUUCUUGUGGCGGCGGCGGCGGUUGUGGGAGGACAAGAACAUCAUGUGGUGGGAGGGGACAAAGGAUGGGAAGUGUCGAAUGAUAUUGCUUCCUGGUCCGCCGCCAGAAUCUUCAAUGUUGGUGACACUAUCUGGUUCACAUACUCGGCCGCACAAGAGAGUAUCGCGGAGCUAGGAAGUAGGGAAGAAUACAUGUCCUGCGAUCUCUCCAACCCCAUCAGAAUCUACACUAACGGCAUAGACAAAAUCCCCCUCGACGGAGAGGGAGUUCGGUACUUCGUGAGUGGAAACCUACACAGCUGCAAAAAUGGCCUCAAAUUACCCCUCACUGUCCAAUCUUCACCCAAAACAAAUGCGAUUUGGCCAUUGGUCCUCCCCGCAGAUGCGCCCACUGCACCUUCUGCUUCCACACGCCUCGCUACUGGACUCACCACCGUUUUGCUAUUUCCUCUUUUACCUUUACCUAUGUUUCUCUAAUCAAUCAUUCAUAUUUAGUGUUGUAUGCAUAAAUCAUAAUAUAUAUAUUUCAGCAUCGAUCUGUUAUGUAUCCAAUUAUUCCCGCAACUUGUGAUCUAUAUUUUACUGAUUAUUCGGAUAACUCAAUCA
Molecule: messenger RNA, 788 nt
Organism: Ipomoea nil (Japanese morning glory)
Lineage: Eukaryota; Viridiplantae; Streptophyta; Magnoliopsida; Solanales; Convolvulaceae
Product: mavicyanin-like
Exons: 3
Coding region: 144-659 (171 amino acids)
Cellular component (GO): plasma membrane
Molecular function (GO): electron transfer activity
Source: RefSeq, a predicted model, not a curated record